AUGGCUGUUCCAGGCACUCAGAUCUCCAAGCGCAGAAAGUUCGUCGCCGAUGGCGUCUUCUACGCUGAGCUCAACGAGUUCUUCCAGCGCGAGCUGGCCGAGGAGGGCUACUCCGGCGUCGAGGUCCGCGUCACCCCCACGGUAACCGACAUCAUCAUCCGCGCCACCCACACCCAGGAGGUUCUCGGCGAGCAGGGCCGCCGCAUCCGCGAGCUCACCUCGCUCAUCCAGAAGCGCUUCAAGUUCCCCGAGAACUCCGUCUCCCUCUACGCCGCCAAGGUCCAGAACCGCGGUCUCUCCGCCGUCGCCCAGUGCGAGUCCCUCCGCUACAAGCUCCUUAACGGUCUCGCCGUCCGCCGCGCCUGCUACGGUGUCCUCCGCUUCAUCAUGGAGUCCGGCGCCAAGGGUUGCGAGGUCGUUGUCUCCGGCAAGCUCCGCGCCGCCCGCGCCAAGUCCAUGAAGUUCACCGACGGCUUCAUGAUCCACUCUGGUCAGCCCGCCAAGGACUUCAUCGACCACGCCACCCGCCACGUCCUCCUCCGCCAGGGUGUUCUCGGCAUCAAGGUCAAGAUCAUGCGCGGCUCCGACCCCGAGGGCAAGGCCGGCCCCCAGAAGACCCUCCCCGACGCCGUCUCCAUCCUUGAGCCCAAGGAGGAGCAGUCCGUCGUCCAGCCCAUGUCCCAGGACUACGGCGCUAAGGCCGCCCAGGCCCAGGCCGCCGCUGAGGCGCAACAAGCGGAGCAGCAGCCCGAGGCUGGCGAGGAGGCUGAGGCUCAGUCGUAG
Colletotrichum costaricense is the source of this 783-nucleotide messenger RNA. Its product is annotated as 40S ribosomal protein S3. Gene Ontology annotation, biological process: translation. The record is from RefSeq and is a predicted model, not a curated record. Gene Ontology annotation, molecular function: structural constituent of ribosome; RNA binding. Gene Ontology annotation, cellular component: cytosolic small ribosomal subunit; nucleus. Bases 1 to 783 code for a protein of 260 amino acids. NCBI's taxonomy places the organism in Eukaryota, Fungi, Ascomycota, Sordariomycetes, Glomerellales, Glomerellaceae. The transcript has 2 exons.